AUGGAAGAGAUAAAGGCCACCACUCGACGCUUGACCAAACGACCUCCUCCAGGAAAUGAGUCCUCGUCCCUCCGCACCCAGAAAAGCUCUGGCAGUCUCCAGCGAGCGCCUUCUGCCCCCAACCCACACGGUCCAUAUUCAGGAAGCUCUAACGGCUCCCGUCAUCAUCGAACUCCCACCUCGCCCAACCCCACAGCAUAUGCGUCGUCAAAUUCAUCGCUGGAUCAUCAGAUCUCGGGUCCCUCGCCAAUCUUGGGGGCAUCUGAGUUCGGUGCGCCGGUCGGCAAAACUGGAGUGAAUCAAUCGUCGCGUCCAUUGAGCGAGAAGACUUCGCAAGAAUUGCUGGGAGCCCCAUUUGAUGGGUCGGGAAUUCUAAAUCAUCUGGAUUCAUCGAGCGUGAAAGGUUAUCAGAGUUCUCUUCGUCGACCACCUCCCCCGCCCUUAUCUCACACGAGCCCGGAUCCGCGAGGUCUCGGUCCACCACUACAACAGUCAGCAAGUUUCACUACGACGGACAGGAUUAUGAUGAACGAGAAGGGCGCUCCACGCGUGGGUGAGAACCAGCUCAUCAGCCCCAAACGGUACUCGGACGAAAGUAGGGAGCCAAAGUUAGGGAUGAUGAGAAAGAAGUCUGGUUUCUCGGGCUUCAUGAGCCAGAUUGGAAUUGGAUCGCCACGCGGGCCAAAGAUAUCAGCACCAGAAAACCCAGUUCACGUAACGCAUGUUGGAUAUGACCAAGAUACCGGACAAUUUACAGGGCUGCCAAAAGAAUGGCAGCGCAUGUUGAAUGACAGUGGGAUUACGAAAAAGGAACAAGAUGAACAUCCGCAAGCAAUUGUCGAUAUCGUAGGCUUCUACAAGGAAAAUGCCGAGAAGGGACAAGACGACGUGUGGGAUAAAUUCGAGCACGCCAACGUACCAGAAAUGCGGGCGCCGAUUUCGACUCCUACCCCUCUUCCAUUAUCUCCAGGACUUCUCAGUUCGUCGAGCUAUGGCCCAAUGGCAAGUCCACCUGCGAGUCCCCGAUUCCCAUCAAACCAUGAAACCAGUUUCGAGAAUCCAAGAUCUCCACCGCCAGUGCCACGUCCUGGAGCUCCUGGGUCUUCUCAAGGUCUGGCACUUCAGCAGAAAAAUCCAAACGCAAACGGUCUUGUUCCAAGUCGUCCCGCUCCGCGACCACCUGUUUCUUUUCAAGGGCCGACUCGAGCUGCACCUCCUCCGCCUAUGGGAGAUAACAAAGAUUCUGGUAUUUCUUUUCCUCAGAGACAGAGUGAAGACCUACCAGCUUUAGCAUAUGUUCCACCGCCAGAACCGUCGCCGAUGCUUCCAGAGGAACACCGGUCGAGAUCAGAGUCACGUUCCAACGGCAACGCUCCGUAUCAAGCACCGCCGACUCAAGUUAUAUCUCCACAGGCGGCGUACCAGCAACAGGUCCAUGAACAACAACAGCAAGCUUUGUAUCAGACACAGGAAGCUCAAUUGGCGCGGCAACUCAGCAAACGAGGACCUGGUCAGACACCUCCUACACCACAAGCUCAAUUUCAGCGCCCUCCAGAGCUCAAUGGCAUUCCGCAUCCGAGUCAGCAGGCAAGAGCACAGCCUGGCCCGCGGCCAAGACAAAGGCCACGCCAAAGCACUGGAUUUGACAUUGUAGCGAGAUUAAAGCAGAUUUGCACCGAGGGUGACCCUAGGGAUAUAUACAAAGAACUCACUAAAAUCGGCCAAGGCGCUUCGGGUGGUGUUUUUACUGGUUACGAGAGAGGGACCAAUCGUUUGGUUGCCAUUAAGCAGAUGAAUCUCGAACAACAGCCGAAGAAAGACCUAAUUAUCAACGAGAUCUUAGUUAUGAAAGACAGCUCACAUCCCAACAUUGUCAAUUUUAUUGACAGCUUCCUAGUCACUGGCGAAUUGUGGGUUAUUAUGGAAUUUAUGGAGGGAGGAAGUUUGACGGAUGUUGUCACGUUCAAUAUCAUGACUGAGGGGCAAAUUGCUUCUAUCUGCCGGGAGACAUUAAAAGGACUGCAGCACUUACACUCCAAAGGUGUGAUCCACCGAGAUAUUAAGUCUGAUAACAUACUGUUAUCUCUGGACGGUAACAUCAAGCUUACUGAUUUCGGUUUCUGCGCCCAAAUCAAUGAAGCCCACAACAAGAGAACCACCAUGGUCGGCACACCAUACUGGAUGGCACCUGAAGUUGUGACCAGAAAAGAAUAUGGCCGCAAGGUGGAUAUCUGGUCACUGGGUAUCAUGGCAAUCGAAAUGAUUGAGGGUGAACCACCGUAUUUGAACGAAUCGCCAUUACGAGCUCUUUACCUUAUUGCAACCAAUGGAACUCCAACCAUCAAAGACCCAGGAGCGCUCAGUCCGGUAUUCACAGACUUCUUGCAAUUCGCUCUCAAGGUUGAUCCGGAGAAGCGAGCUAGUGCGCACGAUCUUCUGAGGCAUGAUUUUAUGCGAAAAUGCUCCGACCUGAUUGAGCUUGCCCCCCUUGUUCGUUCUGCGAGGAGCGCCAGAGCUCAAGAAAAGGCACAAAAGGCAGCAUCAUGA
Messenger RNA from Glarea lozoyensis ATCC 20868, 2547 nucleotides. Its product is annotated as Protein kinase-like (PK-like). The coding region runs from base 1 to 2547 and encodes 848 amino acids. Gene Ontology annotation, biological process: regulation of MAPK cascade; protein phosphorylation; intracellular signal transduction. Gene Ontology annotation, cellular component: cytoplasm. NCBI's taxonomy places the organism in Eukaryota, Fungi, Ascomycota, Leotiomycetes, Helotiales, Helotiaceae. The record is from RefSeq and is a predicted model, not a curated record. Gene Ontology annotation, molecular function: ATP binding; protein serine/threonine kinase activity. The transcript is spliced from 4 exons.